AUGACUGCCACUGCAGAGAGAAGGUUCAUCAACCUCAGGAAGCGGCUAGAUCAGCUGGGCUAUAGGCAACCACUGGGAGUGGAGAGCUUACCUUUGGUGGAAAAGCUUUUCAGUGACCUUGUUCAUACAACUGAGAGCUUGCGCACUGCGAAAUUAUCUGCUGGGAAAAAUGAGAAGGAGAGCAGCAAUUUUGAUGCUAUUUUGGAACCUUACAAAACAGAGAAUGCUCAGCUUACCAGGGAAAAUAAUGAGCUCCAUUUAGAAAUCUUGAAGCUGAAGGAACAAUCUGAGCGACAUGUUAAAGAUUUGAAAGCCUCCUUGAGGAGGGUUGAACAUGACACCUCUGACUUGAAAUUCCUGAAUAACCAAUAUGUGCAUAAAAUUAAAAUGCUGGAAAAGGAGAACAAAGCGAAGACUGAAAAAAUUCAGCAGCUUCAGGAGAAGAAUCUGCAAGCAGUGGUGCAAACACCUGGUGGCAGGAAGAGAAGCAUUCCCUUCAGGCGCCAGCGCAUGCAGCUCGACCAGCCUGUGCCCCCCUCUGGGGUCAGCUCCUACCCAGUUCCUCAGCCAGAGGACCCUUACAUUGCAGACCUCCUUCAGGUGGCUGAUAAUCGAAUUCAUGAACUCCAGUCAGAAGUCAAAGAGCUGCAGGAAAAACUGGAGAUCACUGAACGUGGAAUGAAAAAUUACAACAAACAGGUUGAGCUAAGAGACAAGGAAAUAGAGCGCCUGGUGCUGGCACUGGAUGGUGGACGUUCUCAUGAGGUUAUCUCUUUGGAGUCAAGAAAUAAAAGUAAUGAGAAGCUUAUCACCCAUUUGAAUUUGCAGAUUGAGUGUCUUCAGCAGACAAACAAAGAGCUUGAAAAUCGCAUUCAAGACCUCCUGGACACGAAACAAAAUGUGACUAGUGAGGUGGUCCACCUGAGCAAUACAAAUGAACAACUCUGCCAAGAACUGAAUGAAAUAGACCACUUGGCACAGCAGUUGGAGAGACACAAGGAAAUUGUGCUGGAGACUGCAGAUAAGGAAAUAGAAGAAGCAAAGAAAGAAAUUGAAAGAAAGCAAAGUGAAGUACAGGAGCUUGAAGAAACAGUAACAAAGCUGAAAUCAGAGUUGUGCUCAUGUCGUAGGGAGAACGAGAGGCUGAGUGAGGAGCUCUUGGGAAAAACAGAUGAGAGAGAGAAUCUGGAAGUGUUGCUAAACCAGCUUGAGGAGGAGAAACAAAGGCUGACAGUCAAAACAGACAACUUAGAAAUAAAAGAACGAGAACUUGUCCUAGAAAUAGAAAGAAUGAGAGUAGAAUAUGGCAUAGCCCUAGGAGACAAGUCCCCAUCUCGUCUGGAUGCCUUUGUAAGGACUUUAGAAGAUGACAGAGAUUACUACAAGCAGGAGCUGGAGUAUCUCCAGAAAGUGAUGAGGAGAAGGCCAAGCCCAAGCCCAGGCCGGAGAACUUCAGAGAAGAGUGAAGAUCUUCGACUGAUGAGCAGAGAAAGAGAUGAGCUACGGUCCAUGCUAGACAGGUUUGAAAAACACAUGAUAGAAAUUCAGUCCAAUGUCAAGUUGCUGACUGCAGAGAGAGACAGAUUAAAUGUUCUUUAUGAGCAGUCUCAAGGGGAACUGAACAGACUGAGAAGGGAAGCAAAGCAUAGUUCAGUGUCUCAGAGUCAAAUGGAAGAAGAAAGAGAUGUUGCACUGAGUGACUAUACAAGACUAAUGGCAGAAAAGGAAGGCCUCAGAGAAAAACUGAAGAUUCAGCAAGAAGCAGCUAACCUGGAGAGAUCAAAGAUGCAGCAGGAUAUUUCAGAGCUGGAGAAGAAUAUUCAAGAACUUGAGAUUGAAAGGUGUGAACUGAAGGCUACAGUCUCUAUCCUGAGAGAGAGAGUCAGCUCUUUGGAAAAUGAGCUAAAGCUGCAGUCCAGUAAACUUGCCCAGUCAUCUGAUGAUUCUUCUCAACUUAAAGCUGAGAUGUGCUCCCUUCAGCUCUUAAAUGACCAACUCCAGAGGGCUGCUGAAGAUUUACAGCACCGAUUGUCCCUCAAAAAGGAUGAACUGCAGGCAGCUCAAGAAGACAUUGUCAAGCUAGAGGAGAAAAUAGACAGGUUAAACCAGAAGAGCACUUCACAGGAUGAAGCUGUCAGUGUGCUCAGAAAUACCAUUAGUGUUUUGGACAAAGAAAAGGAUAGUCUGCAAGAAACUGUGGAUGAGAAAACAGAAAAGAUUGCAUGCCUGGAUGACAACCUAGCUAACAAGGAGAAAACAAUUACCCACUUACGGCUAAUGCUCUCCGAGCUGGAGGCCUCCACAGACCAGAUGAAGGAGCUGCUGAGCAGCAGGGACAGUGAGAUCUCCAGCCUGCGGCGCCAGCUCGACACAGCCCACCUUGAGCUGACAGAAACAGGCAGGGUGAAGGAGAUGGCUCUGAAAGAAAGCAGGCGGCUGCAGGAUGACCUGGCCACCAUGGCCAGGGAAAACCAGGCCAUCAGCAGUGAGCUGGAAGACGCAAUCCGUGAGAAAGAAGAGAUGAAAACUAGGGUCCACAGUUACAUCACUGAGGUUUCCAGGUUUGAGACCCUGAUGGCUUCCAAGGAGAAAGAAAACCAAGAGCUGCUGGAGAAGUUCCGAAUGCUGCACACACAAGCUGAGGACUGGGAGAUGAAGGCUCAUCAGGCUGAAGGGGAAAGCAGCUCCAUCCGCCUUGAGCUCCUCUCUGUAGACACAGACAGGAGACAUCUGAGAGAGAGAGUGGAUCUGCUGGAGAAAGAGAUUCAAGGGCAUAUUGUCGCACACCAAGCCUAUGAAUCUCAGAUCUCUGCCAUCACCAAGAACAUGGCCAAGCUGGAAGAGGACAUUAAGCGUGAAAACCAGGACAAGUCCUCUGUGCUGGCAGACCUGGCUUCUGUGAGAGAGCUCUGUGUGAAGCUGGAGUCAAACAAGGAACUCAUAGCUCGGCAGCUGACAUCCAAAAGCAUGGAGUAUGAAAGGGUUCUAGCUGAACUGGAAGAUAUCAAAUCAGAAGCAGAGCUGCUGAAGAAGCAGCUGUCCAGUGAGAGACUCACAGUUCAGAACCUGGAAACUCUUCUGGCUGCUAGCAGAGACAAAGAAUUUCAGAACCAUCUAACCACCCAUGAGAAGGACUCUGAAAUCCAGCUGCUGAAGGACAAGCUAACACUUGCUGAGAGCAAACUAAGCAGCUGUCAGAGGGAGGUGCCCCUGCUCCGAAGCAGAGUUGCACAGCUGCAGACUGACUGUGAUGUUCUCAAGAGGCAGCUGACCACGGAGCGCUUCGAGAGGGAGCGAGCGAUCCAGGAGCUGCGGCGCCAUGGCCUCUCCACCUCCUCCCUGCGGGCAUCGCCUCCUCUCAGCUCCACACUCAGGUCUCCCUCCCAGUCUCCAGAACGUGCCAGUGUCAGGACAUCUGAUCCAGCAGCAGCAGAAAAGUAA
Messenger RNA from Indicator indicator, 3441 nucleotides. It is a transcript of the gene CEP135, whose product is annotated as centrosomal protein 135. The transcript has 24 exons. The record is from RefSeq and is a predicted model, not a curated record. Bases 1 to 3441 code for a protein of 1146 amino acids. Lineage: Eukaryota; Metazoa; Chordata; Aves; Piciformes; Indicatoridae.